ACUCGCCCCAGCUCGCGCGAUACCGCGUCGUGCCGUGCUGAUUGGUGGAGUUCUAGUUCCUUCCCCUCGAAGAGAAGAGGGGGAAAACCUAGAGAGAGAGAGAGAGAGAGAGAGGAGGGGAAAAAAUCGUUUCCCGGUCCGCGCUCGGCUGCCGUGAAUCCCACCUCCCAGUUUCCCAGAGCAAGCGAGCGGGACAGCGCGCCAGGAUCGGAGGCCGAGACGCCAUCAAUCAGCAACUGCACGCGCGCGGCCGGCCGCGGGACGGAGGAGGAGAUGGGUCUGUGCUCGUGCUGCUGCCGGUGCCUGGAGCUGCUGUGCUCGGUCCUCCUCCCGCCCCUCGGCGUCUGCCUCCGCCACGGCUGCUGCUCCCUGGAGUUCUGGAUCAGCGUGCUGCUCACCAUCCUCGGCUACCUCCCCGGCGUCCUCUACGCCGUCUACGUCAUCUGCUCCGUCGACCCCCACCGCCACCGCGACCCCGACGACGACUACGUCUACGUCGCCUGACCGACGGACGGAGAGAUCCCCGUGCCUCCGCUGCUACCUCCGUCCGCUGUGCUGUGUGCAUCUCUUUGUUGGGUUAGUAGACUAAAUCCGUCAUGUGCCCGUCUGUAAACUGUAAAUUCGUGUGUCCAAUCUGACAAUCUGGACGAAUUCAUUUCAUAAAGAUCUUGUGUCAUGGGAUCUGUGCAGUUAAUUGGGGUUACUUCGCUACCACGAUCAGUUGUGCUCGUGAAUGAAACUGCAGAUGGUUAUUAAUC
Sorghum bicolor (sorghum) is the source of this 758-nucleotide messenger RNA. Its product is annotated as hydrophobic protein OSR8. The transcript is spliced from 2 exons. Gene Ontology annotation, cellular component: membrane. Lineage: Eukaryota; Viridiplantae; Streptophyta; Magnoliopsida; Poales; Poaceae. The record is from RefSeq and is a predicted model, not a curated record. Bases 274 to 504 code for a protein of 76 amino acids.